This is a messenger RNA of Solea senegalensis (Senegalese sole), 1073 nucleotides long. RefSeq names its product coiled-coil domain containing 124 (gene ccdc124). The transcript is spliced from 5 exons. The coding region runs from base 106 to 762 and encodes 218 amino acids. Gene Ontology annotation, cellular component: nucleus. Lineage: Eukaryota; Metazoa; Chordata; Actinopteri; Pleuronectiformes; Soleidae. Gene Ontology annotation, molecular function: transcription coactivator activity. The record is from RefSeq and is a predicted model, not a curated record. Gene Ontology annotation, biological process: transcription by RNA polymerase II.
GUCGUCAACGUCUACGUUUACGUCAAUGGCAGAUGCCUCCUGGUAACAACAGUCGUCCAGCCACGAACUGUUUUCCUCACCUACUGCUGAAGAGCAGCUGUUGGGAUGCCAAAGAAGUUCCAGGGUGAGAACUCAAAGGCGGCCACAGCCAAAGCCCGUAAGGCUGAGGCCAAGGCGGUGGCAGACGCCCGCAAAAAGCAAGAAGAGGAGGAUGCUCUGUGGCAGGAAACUGACAAACAUGUACUGAAAAAGGGGCAAAGAAAGGAUGAUAAGGAGAAAAAGAGGCUGGAUCUGCUGGAGAGGAAAAAGGAAAACCAACGACUUCUCGAUGAGGAGGCUGCCACACUAAAAGGCAGAGCCCAAAAGGAGGCUGCAGCUGGUGGAAAGGUGACUCGUGCCCAGAUUGAGAACAUGCUUCAGGAUGAGCAGCAGGAACAGCUCAACCCACAAGAAAAGAGCCAUUUGGAGACUCCACUGGAGGAAAAUGUGAACAGAAUUAUCCCAGAUGAAGGAUCAGUGGAAGCUAGAACAAUAGAAGAUGCCAUUGCUGUGCUGAGCACGGGGCCCGAUGACCUGGACCGCCACCCAGAGCGGAGGAUGAAAGCAGCAUUUGUUGCGUAUGAAGAGGCCAACAUGCCUCGUCUAAAAAACGAAAAUCCCAACAUGAGACUGUCGCAGCUGAAGCAACAGUUGAAGAAGGAGUGGAUGAAAUCACCGGAGAACCCCCUGAACCAGCGCUUUGCCACAUACAACUCAAAGUGAAGGCACUCUUUGCAUAGUAACGCCAUUAGAAAACUGUGCACAUUGAAUAAUUGAAUAAUGCUAUCUAAAAAUGAGUGUUGCUGAAGGGAACUUUGAAGUACCAGAAGACUGAUGUGCCAUUCACUUUCAAGAAAAGGCCCCCCCACACCACCUAUCAGUGUCACAAUUGAUCUGUGCUCAUGGCUACUAAUAAGGCAUCUUAUCAUCUAACAAAUGAAAUUCCAUGUCUUUUUUUGUACUCCUGGAAAGGUAGGGAAUCUGAUGUUUUUGACAGUAACUUAUUAAAGUUACUUAUUAAAGCAUCAACAAUC